GACGCAUACUGCUCUGUCCCGAUUCACAAAGACCAUCAAAAACACCCGAAAUUUCAAUGGCGAGGGAAACUAUAUCAGUAUACAUGUUUUCCAAAAUGGAUUGGCAAUUUGCCCUAGGAAGUUCACAAAACUCCUUAAACCUGUCUUCUCAAACUUGAGAAGCAUAGGUCAUCUAUCUGUAAUAUUCAUAGAUGACUCUUAUUUACAAGGUGCCAACUUUAAUCUGUGUGUUAAAAAUGUGAAAGAUACUAUUACAUUACUUGACCAAGUGGGCCUUGUUAUACACCCUGAGAAAUCAAUCCUAUACCCUACUCAGAAACUUGUAUUCCUAGGUUUUCUGUUAGACUCCAUAAAAAUGAUCAUCAGCCUUACAGAAGAAAAAACACAAAAAAUUAAGGAAGCUUGUCAAAAGCUUCUACAAUCUCCUCAACCUACAAUACGGGAAGUGGCUAGAGUCAUUGGCAUGUUAACAGCUAGCUUCCCAGGAGUAAUGUUUGGGCCAUUACAUUAUAGGCACUUAGAUAUGGAUAAAACUGUGGCCCUGAAAAUAAGAAAAGGCAAUUCUAAUAAGACCAUGACUCUUUCAGAUGAGGCUAAGCACGAGCUGAGCUGGUGGGUAAGCUCAAUUGAAAGUGCAUACAAUGUGGUUAGUCACGGACAAGCUGACACAACCAUGACCACAGAUGCCUCAAAAACGGGUUGGGGUUGCUCCCUAUCUGGCACACCUACAGGUGGCUCAUGGGACUCUGGAGAAUCGGAGAAACACAUUAACUGGCUGGAAGUUAAAGCCAUAUUACUCAGUCUAAAAUCAUUUGUAGAUCAUAUUUGUCAGAAGCAUGUAAAAAUCCUAUCGGACAACACAACAGCAGUCUGCUGUAUAAAUCAUAUGGGGACUAGUCACUCCAAGGAGAAAAAUCUCUUAGUAAAAGAGAUAUGGGAUUUUUGCAUUACGAAUAACAAUUGGAUUACUGUAGCACAUAUCCCAGGAAAACAAAAUGUCAUUGCAGAUUUUGAAUCGAGGAGGGGGUACCAAUGACACUGAGUGGGCCCUAGACCGAGCAGUGUAUGAUCAAGCAAUCCAAUUACUGGAUGUGACACCCAGUAUUGAUCUGUUUGCCUCAAGGCUAAACUAUAAAUUCAAGCCUUUAUGUUGCAUUCAGACCUGACCCUGAGGCUCAAGCCAUAAAUGCCUUUCAUAUCUCUUGGGUAAACAUGUGUUUUUAUGCAUUCCCACCUUUUUGCAUUAUCAACCAAGUAUUACAAAAAAUAUCAGAAGAGAAGGCAACAGGCAUAAUAGUAAUUCCACACUGGCCGACCCAGUCCUGGUGGCCAUAUCUAACCAAUACGUUAAUAAAUUGUCCCCUUAUGUUGCCUAGCACACAACAACACUGAUGUUACCAUCCCAUCCUCAGAAGAUACAUCCUCUACAAAAGAAGUUGCGAUUACUGAUGUGCCACUUAUCGGGGGAUUACUUGAAAGUCAAGGAAUUUCAAAAGAAGCUGCUUCAAUCAUCGUACAAGCAUGGAGACCGGGGACUCAAAAACAGUACAAAUACUAUUUACAAAAGUGGGAACAGCACUGUUGUGAACGAAGUAUCAAUCCCAUUUCUCCAAAUGUAGGGACUGCAAUUGAUUUUCUACAUGAAUUUUAUAAGGAAGGAUUAUCCUAUAGCACAUUAAACACGGUACGCUCAGCUCUAUCCAGCGUUGUCCAACCAAUAGACAAUUUCACAUUUGGAAACCAUCCACUGGUAACCAGAUAUAUGCAAGGAGUAUUUGUAAAUAGACCAGCACUACCACGUUAUAAACAGAUCUGGGAUGUGUCUGUGGUUAUAAAAUAUCUCAAAUCUUUGGGUGAAAAUACACAACUCUCUCUACAAGACCUGACUAUGAAGACAACCAUGCUGCUUGCCCUUGUUACUGGACAGCGUUGCCAGACCAUACAGGUCUUGAACAUUGAACAGAUGGGUAAUAGUGAUGACAUGUGGUCCUUUCAUAUAAACAACUACUUUUGA
Molecule: messenger RNA, 2014 nt
Organism: Paramuricea clavata
Lineage: Eukaryota; Metazoa; Cnidaria; Anthozoa; Malacalcyonacea; Plexauridae
Source: the annotation of a GenBank genome assembly